Molecule: messenger RNA, 567 nt
Organism: Adineta ricciae
Lineage: Eukaryota; Metazoa; Rotifera; Eurotatoria; Adinetida; Adinetidae
Source: the annotation of a GenBank genome assembly
AUGGCAACGAAAAUGUUAAAAGUAAUUCUAUUGCUUUUAAUCAUCUCAUCAACAUUAAUUGAUGCACGUAGUCGACGUAAACGACGUCAAGUAUCUGGAUCUAGUUCUUAUUCUGCCACAGUUCCAUUUACUUAUCCAUCAGGUUCAUUCUACAGUGCUCCUGGCUAUGGCUAUACUAAUGGGGCCUAUUCAUCGGAUCUACCUUAUGAUACAAAUUAUCGCGUUACUGGCGUCGAUCCUUAUGGUGUCCCUGUAACCUAUAAUACACAAUAUUCCUAUGGUACAGGUGCACCUUAUCAAUUUCCCAAUCUAGGCAGUACUUAUGGAAGUGGUUUAUGGGGUUUCAGUAUACCUGGAUUUAAUAAUCAAUAUCCUAAUUGGAAUCAAGGUAAUAGUUAUCAAUAUUAUACAGGUGGAACAGGUACUGGAUUGACGAACAAUGGGUACUAUUGGUUUCGUCGAAGUCAACCUAUUCCAUUUGGAGAUCAACCUGUUCCUAAUGUGGAAGGUAUUUCAUUUAAUCAGAAUCAACCUAUUUCUACAGCAAAUCGUCCACCAGAGAAGUGA